This is a messenger RNA of Tupaia belangeri chinensis (Chinese tree shrew), 2169 nucleotides long. RefSeq names its product HHLA2 member of B7 family (gene HHLA2). NCBI's taxonomy places the organism in Eukaryota, Metazoa, Chordata, Mammalia, Scandentia, Tupaiidae. Gene Ontology annotation, biological process: cellular response to lipopolysaccharide; positive regulation of T cell proliferation; negative regulation of T cell proliferation. Gene Ontology annotation, cellular component: external side of plasma membrane. The record is from RefSeq and is a predicted model, not a curated record.
AAAUUCCAAAGGACUUGCCCAGGAGUGGAGAUUUUGUUCUGAACUGCUACAUAGCAGUUGAGACUUGGAAUCUGUGUAACUGAUUUUGGGCUGCAGACAAGCAAACCUCUCACCUGCCUGUUAAGAAGAAAUUCGCCUUCUUUAAGAAGCUACACAGCUGUGGCCUGGGGACUAUCAAAGAGCCCAGUUACUAAAGUCCUGGGAAGAUCAAAAUGCCUACUCUGGAAAAAUCCUGUCUGUUUUAGUCUUCUCCCAGCUUCAGUAAUAUGAUCGCCACGAGACAUGAAGGCACAGGUAGAGCUGUCUUUUUUCUUCAUUCUCAUCCGGUCUCUGAAUGGAUUUCAUGAUCCAGUCUUUUUAGCUUCCUUCAGUGAUGUUACUAGUGUGAAUGAGCAAAUCAUCAUAGGAACACUUGGUGAAGAUGUAAUUCUCCCUUGCUCAUUUAAGAGUGGGAGUGAAGUUGCCAUUCACUGGAAGAGUCAAGACACUACCUCCAUUGUUCACAGUUACUUCAAAAGCAGUGACCAUCUGGAAAAGCAAGAUCCCAGAUACAUCAACAGGACGUCCCUCUUCCACAGUGAGAUUCACAAUGGGAAUGCCUCUCUAUCUUUGAGAAGAUUAAGCCUUCUGGAUGAAGGAGUUUACAUCUGCUAUGUGGGAACAGCAACUGAAAAGAUCAUAAACAAAGUAGUGCUAAAUGUGGGAGCUUUCCUCAUGCCUAUGAUGAAGUAUGAAAAGAGGAACACAAACAGCUUCUUAAUAUGCAGUGUGUUAAGUCAUCCUCCUCCAAUUAUCAUAUGGAAAACGGACGAUACUCCUGUCUCUAAAAGUGAUAUGGAAGACAGUGAAUCUUGGGGUCUUUUUUAUACUAACAACACACUGGAUGUUACAGGAUCAAAUUCGUCUUAUGAAUGUAUUAUUGAAAAUCCACUGCUGAACUGGAUGGGGAGAUGGACAAGGGAAGAUGGAUUUCAUAAAAUGCAAAGCGAACAUGUUUCACUCUCAUGUCAACUAGUACACCAUUUUUUCCCACCAAGUCAAGAUUUUAAUGUUACUUGGUCCAGAGUGGAAAGUGGGAAUUCCUCUGUCCUGGCUAGCUAUCCGAGCUCCUCACAGAAUGCAGUUAUCCGUGAACUUCGGUUCUCAUGGAACAGAGAGCCUGUACAGCAGAGCGACUUCUCCAUGACUUUGACAGAUCUUAGCCCUUCUGAUAGUGGGGAGUAUUUAUGCAAUGUUUCUUCAAGGAAAUACACUUUACUCACCAUCCACACACUGUAUGUAGAACAGAGUCAAGCCGUCUGGAAAAUUGUUGUUCCCAUUUUGAGCGUGGUUGUUAUAGCUCUGAUUUUGAUAACACUAUGCCUUCAAGGUAAAUCCAGGAACUUCGGGAAUUCCAACACAGACCACCUUCCUGACCCUACCAAUGAGAAAGCUAGCAGGACUGGUAAUGUGGAUGAAAAUAUGCCUCUUACGAACACCGGGCAGGGUGGAAAAUAAAGGCAAACUGUGACAACACAUGAUGAGCAUCCAGGACUCCAGGAUUCCUCUCCCCACCCUUCAUUGGAUGCAGCCAGUGACGUCAGAUCUGACAGUUCCACCACUGCAAAGGCUUAUAACCAGUUUUACAUUCACUCUUCAAGACUAAGCAUCAUUUACUGGGGCCCCAACUUACAUCAAGAUUAUAAAUAUCUGGAUGCAAAGGAUUCCAAUUCAACUUAACAAAACAAACUAUUUGACUUAUUUACAUUCCUGCACAGUCAGCCCAGGAGGCUACAAUGAGGUUUUCACCAAGAACUUGGAAGAAAUAUAUCACUGGCAGCUGAUUCAACUGGUAAUGGGUAGGAGAAGCAGGUAGAAGUCACCUUAGUGAAAAGGCUAAAAAUCAGGGUUUGGAAACCUAGAUAAUUGACUGGUCAAGGUAUUGUGAUCUACUUGUAUGUGAAUGGUUAUCUCACUGCAACCGACUAGGUUAGAAACCCCAAGGAGUAAGAAUGUCAGUUAUUUCCAGGGCUGCUUAGGAAAAAGUCCGUCUCAACUGAAGAUUUGACGUAUCAAGAGUUGGGUUAAGCCUGCCAACACUAGGCUUGCAUAGGUGAGUGAACUUAGCCAUGAAGGUAAGUUUUUUGUUUUUUGGUGAUUUUUUUUUUUUUUUUGAGAGUUUUUUUGCUA